AUGAAACAAUUAUUGUUUCUUGCCUGUAUUUGGAACUUGGCUUUGUCAAACCAACUGAUGAUAAGCAAGGAGAGUCAACAGUUUCAUUCAUACUCGACAAAAUCGAGUAUAAAGACGAAGAUUGGUUACAAAAAGUGUUUGUCUUCUGUACCAAGCUACGUAUACGCAACAGCGAAAGCCACCGAAUCAUCCCUACCCCACACAUUUAAUGUGACAGUGCUUGAUGUGAAGGAAAGUUAUUUCGAGGUGGAACUCAAACGAACGGAUAUUUCUGAAGGAUGGAAUACGUUUGUAACCGUUGACUGGUUUUUCUACAUAGGUAACGCAGUGCUUUACGGAAAUAAGGUUAUUUGGAUUGCCGAUUUAUUUAAUUCAAAAUCAAUGAACUACACUACAGCAAAAGCUGAUUGCAAAGAAAGAGGUGGCAAACUUGUGGAAAUUGUAGACAAACCAAUGUAUGACGUAGUCUAUAAUUACGUCAGAAGCAACUUCGUGUUCGGUGCAAGGGACGCGGUGUCUUUCCACUUAGGUUCAACGUAUGACACGAAGGUGUGUAUACACAGUCAGAGUAUAACACAUUAUUUGAAUAUACAGUUAAUAUAA
Molecule: messenger RNA, 603 nt
Organism: Ciona intestinalis (vase tunicate)
Lineage: Eukaryota; Metazoa; Chordata; Ascidiacea; Phlebobranchia; Cionidae
Source: RefSeq, a predicted model, not a curated record